AUGAGCGGGAAUAAAAGCACUGCUGCCCCUUCUUUUAACGACGUGUGGCGAGUAACCGUUACAGGGAAGAAAAAGGAAGGACUGUCAGAGAAAGAAUUCGCUCGCCGAUAUGCCCUUCACGGAAAGUUGGCUGGACCUCUAGUGGUCAAGUAUAACGGCAUCUCUUACCGCCUGCAUCAGAUACGUGGCUCUCAUGCAGAUGAGCUCAGAGAGAAACUUGGUCCGGAGCUUUCGUCGCAACUUGCUGUUGGCGAUAUAGACGGAGUCAGCACUCUCGUCUUUCCGACAGCCAAAGACUUGGCCGGAUUCAUCAGUGAUCCCGAGUAUGGCGCGAAAUUGGUUCCGGAUGCGUCUGAAUUCGGCGAAGUGACUUCAAUUCAAUUUUCCGUUGGUGAUGAGCUGGUUGUGGUGGACGAUGGCAAAUUUGUGUUAUAA
Molecule: messenger RNA, 435 nt
Organism: Trichoderma atroviride IMI 206040
Lineage: Eukaryota; Fungi; Ascomycota; Sordariomycetes; Hypocreales; Hypocreaceae
Molecular function (GO): oxidoreductase activity
Source: RefSeq, a predicted model, not a curated record